Nilaparvata lugens (brown planthopper) is the source of this 1651-nucleotide messenger RNA. RefSeq lists its product as uncharacterized. The coding region runs from base 617 to 1447 and encodes 276 amino acids. Lineage: Eukaryota; Metazoa; Arthropoda; Insecta; Hemiptera; Delphacidae. The record is from RefSeq and is a predicted model, not a curated record. The transcript is spliced from 5 exons.
AUACAACAGACGACAAGCAACAGUUCAUUCAAGUCCAAACUCCAAACCAAACAUCACUCAACCUCAACAUGAAUUCAUCAUGUAAACAUAAACACUUGAAUUAAUCCUUCUUAUCUUCAAUUUGUGCUGCAAUUCUUGGCCCAGGACCUACAUCAAUCUUCAUUUCUAGACAAUUGACUGUCUUUUGGUGUUUGGCGUUUACAAUGUUUUUAAUAAUUCCAAGUUUAUAUAAAUUUGUAGUGUAAGCAUAGGCUUACUUGCAAAACACUAUGUAAAGUACCUUUCUGUGUAUAUCAUAGUCUAAUAUUCAUGUUUCCAGAAUAUUGGAGUUUAAUAAAUCAGUCAUGCAUUUUCAAGAACUAACUUGCUCUGAUAAGAAAUUUUAUCUAUCAGAUAAAAUCAAUAAAACUAGCCUAACCCUAAUUUAUCAGGACAUGAAUUACCUUCCAACAAUCAGUAAAUAAUUGACUUAAAUUCUUUAAAUUAAUAAAUACUCGUAUUGUAAACUUUAGCUUGAUCCAUAGGUGUCAUUCAUUUACAAUUUAUUAACCUCAAAACCAAAAUCUUCAUUCCAAUAUCUUUCUGACUUAAAUUAUUUGUCUACCCGCUUUUUGUCAUGUUCAAUUUUUUAAAAUCUUUCAAGUUGGAAGGUAGUAUUCUACCUAACAAUUGGAAGAGAAUUAAAGAUAGAUUUAGGCGUAAAAAGAGGGACGAUAGGCCUGAUGAGGAUUCAGAAUGUCAUUCCGAAGAAGUAAGACCUUCAACAUCUAGAGAAAAAGAUGAGAAAAAUACUGGUGUUGAGGAAACUGAAUUGAAGGGUCUUGUAGACAGUAUUAUAUUGGCUUUCAUAAAUAACAUCAAGAAGUUCUUACAAGAGCAUGAACCUGUUACCAUACCCCAGUUACCCACCACUACAAUUGAAGAUGAUAAUGUUAGUGUGAAAUUGACUUUGAAGAACCUGGAGAUUUAUAAAACCAGCUCGUUCAAAGUUAACAAGAUACAGAAUAGUAUCUUCCACAUGACUGAAGCUUUCAAUAUGACCUUCCCUGAAAUGGAGUAUCAUGCGCAAUACGAACUGAGCGGGACCGUCUUGGGAAGAAAUGUUAAAGGAAAAGGAAAAGUCAGGGUCUACAUGACAAACCUUGUUACUUGGGGAAAGGCUUAUGCUACAUUGAAAAGAGGGAAAGUCCAACUGAAAAAACUCAACAUUGAUUACACAUUGGAAAAAAUAACAGCAAAAGCAACUGGUCUGAAAGUGAGUGGCAAAUCUGAUGCCGAAGUUGAGGAACUUCUCAACAGCCAACUGUUGGCCUACUUCACAAAGAAUGAACGCGUAGUCUGUGAUACUAUUUCAAACUUAGUUGUGGAACAUAUGAAUGAAAUACUAGGAAGCAUGGGAAUCUCAGAGGUUCUGAAUUGGCUACUUCAUUACAGACCUGGUCAUUAAAAUAUAAAUUAGUUGUACAAGAUCCUCAGUUAUAUGUAUUUGGAUUAAUCAAAACGACGAUUAUGUGUUCAUCGAGAAAGAAUUCCAUAUUCAUCGAAUAUUGUGCAAUAUUUGAAUUAAUUAAAUCUUGAAGCAUUUGUUCAUAUUAUGUAUCUUGUUAUAGAAUAGACAAUACAUUUAUUAAAGGAAAACAUUACAAAAGUU